This is a messenger RNA of Mucor velutinosus, 6540 nucleotides long. RefSeq lists its product as uncharacterized. The record is from RefSeq and is a predicted model, not a curated record. Gene Ontology annotation, biological process: cell morphogenesis. Bases 1 to 6540 code for a protein of 2179 amino acids. Lineage: Eukaryota; Fungi; Mucoromycota; Mucoromycetes; Mucorales; Mucoraceae. The transcript has 6 exons. Gene Ontology annotation, cellular component: site of polarized growth; cell cortex.
AUGAUUCCCUAUUCAACUCAACAGCAAAGCCUGGACCGUGAUAUGCCUUCGUCCUUAAACGGAACUAUCAACAGCGAUAACAACAAAGCAGGGCCAAAUGCCACCAGCUUGACUUAUGAUACCCCGAGUCCACAACAACAACACACCAAUACAAGCUUCACUACCACAUCAAUUUCGAGUUCUGACUAUGCCCUCAAAGUGAUAUUCAGUCAAUUUGAACACAUGGCAGACGCUAAAAUGUCCAUCAUCUUGAAUAUGGGUGUCGAUGCAGAUGUAGAUUUAAAGAGGAUAUUGGGCCAAGGCAGUGAUCCAAACUUUGACAAACUGAUUUAUUCGCUCUCUUCGUUAGCAGCGACACAACAAAGUGGAGUGAUUGACGCUGUCAUGCGUUGGAGAAAGGUCAAGGUCGAACCUUUGGAUCCCUUAUUGAUCAAACGAGUCAGUGAUUCGGCUCCACUGUCCCGAAGUCGUGAGAUCCAAUCUGUGCUAAAGGAAAGACAAUCACUUGCGUCUGUCUUUAUUCUCUGCAGAGCCUUGAUUGAAAUCAUCAAACGACUGACACCAGGAUCAUUGCCAGACGAUCUCGGUGAGAAUUUGGAGGAAAUUGUGUUUAAUCAGCUCAAAAAGGCCGAUCCAGAUGCCAUCAAACGAUCCAAAAACCGGACAGCCAGCAUGGAUCUAUUUGCUGAAUUGAUUGGCGAGCUUUCCAAUAUUCGAUUUGCCUCUGUCAGUGAUCGAUUUAUAGCUGAAUUAGAGAAAUACAAUAACCAAACCAUCAUGAAGGAGCGACAGGGACAUAUGGAGAUGCUGAUCAAGGGCAUGCGCUAUCUGAAGAUCAAGAUUUACCCAGUGGAUGCACUGGAGGAAACAGCUGAUUUCCUGUCCAGUUGUGCCAGCUUUUUCAAAAACGCACAUGGCGCCAAAGUCAAGCACGCCUAUGCCAAGCUGUUUAUUCAAUUAUUGCUGCCCAUUGCUCAAGUCGCUGUAGCCGAAGUCAAUUUUCCAUCAUGGGCCAAAGCCGUGGAUCUGAUGUACCCACGUGCCAUCAAGAUGACGCUUAAACCAAGACACAUUUUAGCCGGCUAUCCGCUAGUAACAACACUGCUAUGUGUGAGUCGAAAAGAGUUCUUUGCAGCCAAUUGGUCUCAUGUGCUGGAGAGUUGCUAUCAAAAGUUCAACAAGGACAAAUAUACCCGUCUAGUGACACUCGGCUGUGUGUCUCGACUGACAUGGACCUACCUAUUUCGAUGCACUGAAAGCACGGCCAUCACCUUUAAAAAGAUGGAUCUUAUUAUCAAGACGCUGUUUCCGCCCUUUCGACGUGCAGUGAAUCCAGCAGAUGCACCAUUGGAGCAUCUCAUUUUGAUUGUCUAUUUUUCGCUGAUGCGCGAUGUGGAUUCAGGCACCAAAAAGAUACUGUUUUACCUACUCAACACAGAAGCUUCUUCAGCAAGCAAUUCUCACAAUUGGGAUCUGAUCAAUCCAGAGCGCAUGAUUGUAGCACUGACCGCCUUUCGCCUGAUGCUGGCUGAUCUGGAGAACAGUGUGCAGCAGCCACCGUUCCCUGUCGACGUGGACAUGGCCGGAUGCGAUAUUCCCAUUAUGUGCACCGCAGAUGUGUUUUCAGGGCCUAUUCGUGCUGUCAAACCUGAAGUGACGGAAAAGGUAGAAGAGAUCAUCUCCAAGACACUGUCCAGCUUGGAUCAGACGUUUGGUCGAUUGCUGGUGUUGGAUGAAAAGAACAUCAUAAUGCGUGCUGCCCAAAUGGCAAGCAGUGUCAACAACAGCACCAUCACCACCAAUUACUCGGUGCCCAUCUUUGCCAACACAGUAGGCUCCUCAGAAGGACCUCAAAUCCACCACCAAUAUGCCAGUUUCAGUGUGUCUUACACCAAGGACAAACAAGCCUACUUUGAUGUCAUCAAGACCAUCAUUGACGGCAUGCCUCGUAUCAUGCCAGCAGGGAUCCAACUGCGUACCUUGGUAGACAUUCUGUCCAGAUACACGGUUCACACAGAUCCUGAAAUCAUCAAAUCAGCCUCCAAGGCACUACUCCGAAUCGCUGCACAGAUCGAUAGUCAGACGGUAGUAGUGGGGUUCUCGCACUUUAUAUGCAAAAUUGAAGACAAGUUUUCAGAUGUGAUACAGUCGCUAGCAAGUGGGCCACUGACCAUGACAUCGUCGGGUGGAAGUAGCUCCAGCCAAAUGAAUGGUGGUGUCAUUAAGCUGUACGUGGACUUGCUGUCCAUCUGGAUCGACCAAGUGGACGAGACAUGUCUGGAUGACCAGAAGACCAGGUUGGCUGAUUUAGUCAGAGAGACUGAGGCAAACGGUCUCUUGUUUCUAUGCAACCAGUCUCCUUCCAUUCGCAAAUUUGCAGUACAAAUCAUCAAGAUGGCAGCCAAGUUGGCCGGCAAGCUUAGCAAGGAAGAAGCACAUCUCAGCCAACUACUGGAAACAGCAGGCCAGGGACUGAUUCAAUUCGACAAGGACACCAAUGCAUUGCGAGGCCAUAAACUGACAUCCGAUGUGCGUAAUCGUGUGCUUCAACAUCAACGUCGUGGAAUGGACCAUGUGCUUGGCGUGAUUGCAGAGAGCGACCAUGUCGCCGAUAUCGCUAUUUGGAACAUGUGCCUACCGCAGGUAUUCAAGCUGUGUUUUGAGAGGUUCCCCAAGGUGACAGCCGAAUGUCGUCAAGGCAUCUGUACUCGAUUACUGCAAAUUCAGCCUUCCAUUUUGGCCUGGGUGGAGACCAUGAAAGCGGGUGCCACGGGCACACUGAGCAUGGCAAAGAGCAGCACGAAUCACAACAAGACAGCGAGUCCUGAGACCAUUGAACAGUGGCGCAUCUACCUUGUGUUUGCCUGUGCUACUGCUGUGCGUGUCGACAGUCCAACCAUCUCCAUGCCCAUAUGGUCGCAUGUGGGUCGCAAAGGAUCUGCUAGCAUUGAAAGGAUCUCCAGUCCUCGCGACUUGUUUCGUUUGGUAUCGCCCUAUUUAACGUGUGAGCACCGUCCUAUCCGCGAAAGUGCGAUUGAAGGUCUAGGCAACAUCAAUCACAAUGUCUACAAAUCACUGAUGUCUGAAUUGGAGGGCUAUGUCAAGAUGAUACUGGAUGACGGCAAACAGCGCAACAAUCAAAAGCCAUAUCAGAACAAGCGAAGCAAAAAGAAUGACCGUCUGCGUAUCUCUGUCAUGCACGUGCUGGAACUGACUGCUGGCUGUUUAGCAGAUGGUGAGGCUGUCAAGGACAAGGAGCUAAUGAACAUCAUCAUGAGCUAUAUCAAGGAAACCAAGGCGUUCUUGGGCGACACGGAAGUACAAAUGGAGUGGGAGUAUCAGCGUCUCAGGAUUUAUCUGUGUGGUUUGGUAGAGAAACUGUAUCAGAGUUUGAUGCAAUUAGAGGAUGCAACAGCAUGGAUGUCGUUUGAAACGAGGUUAAGCUUGUACAAGAUGUUUGAGGAGUGGUGUGGUUACGGUGCUACAGCCAAGACGUCGCGGCAGCGCGAAGCUACCAUGAUGCGCGAUGUAUUAGAGCAGUGCAAAGAUCCCAAGGAGAGAGCGAGUAUGACGCAGUUGAUGGAGGAAGAGCGAAAGGCUUUGGAAGCAGCGUCGCUCAGUGCCAUGUCCACUUUGCUGCGCGGUCCGUUGUAUGCUUAUCUAGGGCAAAAGAAGGCGAGACAGGCCAUUAUUCAAUUUGAUACAUUGAAUGUGCUACGCUGGAUUGAUGCCAUCUUUGAGAGCCGUGAUCCAAAUUACCACACUAUUGCUCGUCGCUCACUGGAAGCUGUCAUGAUCUACAAUCAAGACCAAACUGUCCUUUUAGACGACAUCAUUGAGCAAUGCUAUGCUGGCAAUCCCAAACUGGAAUUCACGCAAGGCUAUUUUCAAGCACUAGCAGAGAUUGUUACUCAAGUUGAAGAUUACCCUUGCCACAUUCAUCAAAUCAUGAGUUUAGCACUGUUUAAAUCAGGCGAUGCGAAAAAGGCCAUUCGAAAGACGGCCAUCAACCUCCUGCGUGUCAUUGAAGAGCGUGUGUUUGCCGAUUCGUGUGCUAAAGAGUACGAGAUUGGUAUCACAAGCAGCCUACCUGCCAUCUACAAACACACGCAAACACUGCUGUCUGCACGCUUAGCACUGGACCAUCCUGAACAAACGUACUCGAUGCUGUCUGAAAUCACACAGCGCUUUGAACACAUCAGCCCCAACUCACAACGCGAAGUACUGACCUACAUGCUGCCCUGGCAUCGUAAAGUGGAUCUCAGUGUGGGCCCUCAUGAUACCGAAUUGAGUGCCUCUGCUUACAUGGUGCUGACCAACUUGUAUUACAUUACGGUCAAGUUUGGCGAUAUUUACGUCAAGGAAACAGCCGCUCUGUGGAGCCAACUGGUGGACUACGGUCGCAAUGUCAGAGCCAUCAUCAUGUACUUGCUAGAUAUGGGCCAGGAAACGCGCAAUCCUUGGUUUUUGAUUCAUGCUAAACGCGUGUUUGUCUGUCUGGGCCGUACGCACGCUUUUGCCACAGUGACAGAGGAGGUCAUUGCUGAAAUCACACCGAGGUCUAUGGUCCCUCAGCUCAAAGAAACAAGCAGUCGUCAUGCGCACGCGUUUCCCAUGCUGUUUGUAGCAGACACAGAGAAGGUGCUUCCAAGCUAUCCCAAGCGCCCUGUGUUCUCAAGAGGCCAACUGGCCAUGGUGUUUUUGGUGGAUCUAGCCAUUGAAGCAGGCGCUGAUCUAGCACCCCAUUUACCGUUGCUGUUGCAUAGCAUCUUUGUGCAACUAGAUCAUCUUACCAGCAUCGUGUGCGAUCAGUCUCGCUGUUUCUUGAUCAACUUGAUUCACUCAAUUGUAGUGCGACAAUCCAUCGACUCGGAAGCGUCUCAAAAGGCAUCUGAAAUCAUUCAAUGGCUAGUCAGUAAAGAAGGCAAACGUCUGUGGGCUUACGAGAACAUUACACCUGUGAAUCGACGCAUCACCAGCGCGGAUGAGAUCAAGGCAUUACUGCAACAAGUCGUCAGUGUGUUUUCGUACGAGGAUAAAGAUUUACGUCAAAAGUGGGGAGAGACAGCACUCAAGUGGGCCACCUGCUGCUCGGUAAGACACAUUGCCUGUCGCUCAUUCCAGUGUUUCCGUGCCUUGAUGCCUGCCUUUAAUCAGCACAUGCUGGCGGACAUGCUCGCUCGUCUCUCCAACACCAUUGCCGAUAAAUCAGAGGAAAUUCGCGGGUUUGCACUGGAGAUUAUACUGACAUUGACAGAGGUGGCUAAAGCAAUGGACAAGACGCAAAUGGAGCAGUUUCCACAGCUGUUCUGGGCUGCCGUGGCCUGUUUGUACAGUCCCUACGAAUCGGAGCAUUGUGAGGCAUUGCUGUUGCUGGAUGUGGUGCUGCAAAAGAACGACUUUAACCCCAAGCUGGCAGAAAGCUUUCCCAAGAACUGGUCAAGUGAAUUUGAUGGAUUACAGCCGCUGUUACUCAAGGGUCUACAAUUCUCGUCAGCUGAAAAGGAGACCUUCCAUAUCCUGGACUACAUCUCCCUGCAAGACAAUUUACCGCUUAUUGAUCCCACAGAGACCAGACUCAUGUAUUUGUUAUUAGGCAGUAUUCCGCGUUUGCUGCAUGGAUUAGAUGAGCAGGUAGUGGAUCCAGAUGCUGUGGCGUGGUGCAACAAGCUGGUCAAACUGUUUGAAGAUUACGGCUUGCCAGGUAUUCAGCGUAUCCUGGCUACAUAUCCCAUCCAAAAAUCCAAAUUCCAAGAAGAUUUCCUCAACCAAAUCUUGGGCAGCAUGCGUGAUGUCUUUUUCACGCAGUAUUGUCAGCAGGCUUUCAUGUUUGCUUUGCUGAUGGUCAAGAACAAGGAUCCUCAUUACCGAGACAAGACGCUGCUGUUGAUAGAGAAUUUGGUGCCCUAUGUCACUGGUAAAAUGGUGAGAACAAGUACCGUGGUCUCCAUUGAUAUCGCUGUAUUGGAGCCACUGCUACAACUCGUGCCCACAGAAUACGCAGAUCGUGCUCUGUUUGUGCUCAACUCGGGCAUUCAUGCCUUUAUCACAUCCAACGACGAUAACAGCAGCAGCCUGACAAACGACGCUGAAUUGAUCUGGGGAUUCAACAAUUUUGCAGCAGCCGCUAAAAUCACACGACACAACAUUCACGCGGUUGUAUUCGAGUGCUCAUCUAUUACCAAUGAGGCGCCCAUAGAACACAAUAUCCAAUUCUCGGUGGAAGACUUUUCCAUGAUGACGGGCGAAGCAGCUUCUGUAGCUGCUGCUGCUGCAAAUAUGGGCUCGGAGCGUAGAGAAGAGAUGCGCAUGUCGACCAUGGCUGACGGCAUUCCCAUCCUGAGUGGUACAUCUCCUGCUACUGCUGCUGUUGUUUAUGGCGAUGAUUUGAUGAACGCUCUCAAGGAUCUGGAUGACUUUUUCAAUGAAGAUGGUGAACCUAUCUCGCCUUCCAGUUCUAGUCAGUUGUAUAUGGGUGUGCCUCAGGGUGAUCUUAGUGGAUCAUCAGGUCCUACUACACCAAAUAACCUGAAUGAAUAA